Molecule: messenger RNA, 357 nt
Organism: Staurois parvus
Lineage: Eukaryota; Metazoa; Chordata; Amphibia; Anura; Ranidae
Source: the annotation of a GenBank genome assembly
UGUCCCUCGGACACAGCGGAUCACCGAUCCAUGGAAAAAGCCAAAGAUGUUGGCUCGGUCAUGUGAUCAGCUGUGUCCAAUCACAGCUGAUCACAUGGGACAUGUACACAGAUCAUCAUAGCACCCCAGCAACGCCACCUGUCAGUGUCCAUCAGUGCCAGCUCUCAGUGCUCAUCCAUGCCACCUGCCAGUGCCCAUCAGUGCUGCAUCAGUGCCACAUUUCAGUUCCCAUCUGAGCUGCCUUUCAGUGUCACCCAUCAGUGCCACCUAUCAGUGCUGCCAAUCAGUGCCACCUAUCAGUGCCAGUCAGUGCCGCCUAUCAGUGUGCAUCAGUGCCGCCUAUCAGUGCCCGUCAGU